GUGGACCGAGUCUGAGAUAAGGGGGACAGCUACUGUUUGCCUGAAACGCCCUGCUGAUGAUGUGAUGAGAGCAGAGGGAGUCUCUGUAGCAACGCGAGAGUAGCGGCGUCUUUCUGUUUUGGUUGUUCUAAGCGUAAUUAAGUAUCCAAAUGAACUACAAAUCCCAGACUGAUUGCGACCUAUGACGUAAAAUGUAUGUUCCAGUCUUUACAGUGUUCGAAGGGAUACAAAACCAAGUGAAGUGCUAUUGGUCACCAUGGUGAUGAAGUCAGCAGUUGAGGAUGACGAUACCGGCUGGGUGCUGGGCAUACCAGAAAAGAUGAAGAACAAUGCCAACUGGGUUGAUAUCACUCAUGAGUUCAAGGGUGCCUGCAAAGAGUUGAACCUCGGAGAACUGCUUCAUGAUAAACUGUUUGGCUUAUUUGAGGCCAUGUCCGCUAUCGAGAUGAUGGAUCCUAAGAUGGAUGCAGGAAUGAUCGGAAACCAGGUCAACAGGAAGGUGCUCAAUUUUGAACAAGCAAUUAAGGAGGGUGCCAUCAAGGUGAAAGACCUUAGUCUUCCUGAACUCAUCGGGAUCAUUGACACUUGUUUCUGCUGUUUGAUAACGUGGCUGGAGGGUCACUCCUUGGCACAGACCGUGUUCACCUGCCUGUAUGUCCAUAACCCUGACCUCAUUGAAGAGCCGGCGCUCAAAGCCUUUGCCCUGGGUUUACUGAAAGUGUGUGACAUCGCGCGAGAAAAAGUCAACAAGGCAGCAGUGUUUGAAGAGGAGGAUUUCCAGGCAAUGACUUAUGGGUUCAAGAUGGCCAAUAACGUCACAGACCUGCGGGUGACCGGUAUGCUUAAAGAUGUGGAAGAUGAGUUACUGAGGAAAGUUAAGAGCACACGCAGCCGGCAAGGCGAGCAGAGAAACCCAGAAGUUGAGCUGGAGCACCAGCAUUGUCUGGCACUUUUCAACAGAAUCAAGUUUACACGUCUGCUGCUGACUGCUCUGGUUGCUUUCACCAAGAAAGAGACCAGCUCAGUAACUGAGGCCCAGAAGCUUGUAGCUCAGGCAGCUGACCUGUUGCCCCCCAUUCAUUCCAGUAUCCAGUAUGGCAUCCAGUCCCAAAAUGACACAACUAAAGGAGACCACCCUAUCAUGAUGGGCUUUGAGCCUCUGGUUAACCAGCGACUGCUGCCACCUACCUUUCCUCGCUAUGCCAAGAUCAUCAAGAGGGAGGACAUGGUGGCUUACUUCAGCAGGCUAAUAGAACGCAUCAAGACGGUUUGUGAUGUGGUCAAUACCACAAACCUACAUGGCAUACUGGACUUCUUCUGUGAAUUCAGUGAGCAGUCGCCCUGUGUGCUCUCUAGAUCUCUUCUCCAGACGACGUUCCUGAUAGAUAAUAAGAAAGUGUUCGGCACUCACCUGAUGCAGGACAUGAUUAAAGAUGCACUAAGAUACUUUGUUAGUCCACCUGUCCUCUCCUACAAAUGUUGUCUCUUCAACAACCACCAGGCCAAGGACUACAUUGACUCCUUUGUUACUCACUGCUCCAGGCCUUUCUGCAAUCUCAUCCAGAUCCACGGACACAACCGAGCUCGACAGAGAGACAAACUGGGACACAUUCUUGAAGAGUUUACUACAUUGCAGGAUGAGGCUGAGAAGGUGGAUGCAGCGCUGCACAGCUUACUGAUGAAAUUGGAGCCUCAACGCCAGCAUUUGGCCUGUCUUGGCACUUGGAUCCUCUAUCAUAACCUGAGAAUCAUGAUCCAGUAUCUGUUGAGUGGUUUUGAACUGGAGCUUUACAGCAUGCAUGAAUACUAUUACAUCUACUGGUACUUGUCAGAGUUCCUCUAUGCAUGGCUGAUGUCGACGCUAAGCAGAGCUGACUCCUCUCAGAUGGCAGAGGAGCGGAUUCUGGAGGAGCAGCUGAAAGGACGGAGUAGCAAAAAGACCAAAAAGAAGAAGAAAGCUCGCCCUCUUGGCAAAGAGAUCACCAUGAGUCAAGCGUACCAGAAUAUGUGUGCUGGCAUGUACAAGACCAUGGUAGCUUUGGAUAUGGACGGAAAGGUGCGAAAGCCCCAGUUUGAGCUGGACAGUGAACAAGUCCGCUAUGAGCAUCGUUUUGCUCCCUUCAAUAGUGUGGUCACUCCCCCACCUGUGCACUACAUCCAGUUCAAGGAGAUGUCUGAUCUGAAGAAGUAUAAUCCUCCACCAGGUUCUGCAGACCUCUACCUGGCCGCCAGCAAACACUUUCAGCAGGCCAAGCUCAUCCUAGAAAGUGUGCCAAACCCAGACGCUGAGGUGAACCGCAUACUGAAGGUGGCUAAGCCCAACAUUGUAGUGAUGAAGCUCCUAGCUGGAGGUCACAAGAAGGAAACCAAGGUGCUGCCAGAGUUUGACUUCUCCGCUCACAAAUAUUUCCCUAUUGUCAAGAUAAUUUGAUUCCUGCAGCCCCUCAUCUGAAGUGUGCAAAUGCCCUGACCCAGUCCACUUUGGAACAAUAAUAAAAACACCCAUCUGUAAUAUCAUGUAGACUAAUUUCUUGUUUUUAUUUUUCACUUUAAUGAGGUGAAAUCAGACCAGAAAACUGAUGUGGGCCUGAAUCAGAAACAUCCACAUUUGGAUUGGUAGUCAUGGUUGUUUUUUUGUUGUUUUAUUUUUUUAUAUGUGGGGAAAUGCUUUUAACUGUGUUAAGAACUGAUGGAUGGAAAGGAAAGCACCUUCUGAACCGUCUUGUAAAGAAUGCUGUGACAAUAAUGUUUGCAUAUCAUUAAAUCAAAUAUAUCAAAUAAUAUCAUCUUGACGACUGUGAGUUUGAAAAAACGAAAGCAUACCUUUUUAAACUUUGAAAUAAAAACUUUCUGUAGGUCUGUCACAGAUGAGCAGAUGUGGACUGGAGAAGUUUGAUUUUAUGUCUGCAAAAAAAUGCUGUAUUGUGCAUAUUGUUAGGUCUGGUUGACCCAUUGUUAAUGUAUUAAAAAUGUUAAAUUUUUUAAAUAAAGUGAAUACAUUAGAAAUAAUAAAUUAAUAUUUAGCUCCAA
Messenger RNA from Girardinichthys multiradiatus, 3030 nucleotides. It is a transcript of the gene naa35, whose product is annotated as N-alpha-acetyltransferase 35, NatC auxiliary subunit. Gene Ontology annotation, cellular component: NatC complex. Bases 257 to 2431 code for a protein of 724 amino acids. The record is from RefSeq and is a predicted model, not a curated record. Lineage: Eukaryota; Metazoa; Chordata; Actinopteri; Cyprinodontiformes; Goodeidae. The transcript is spliced from 24 exons. Gene Ontology annotation, biological process: N-terminal peptidyl-methionine acetylation.